Molecule: messenger RNA, 946 nt
Organism: Bicyclus anynana (squinting bush brown)
Lineage: Eukaryota; Metazoa; Arthropoda; Insecta; Lepidoptera; Nymphalidae
Exons: 3
Coding region: 127-801 (224 amino acids)
Source: RefSeq, a predicted model, not a curated record
GGACUGUGAUGGUUCCCCUCCCCGUUCUUCAACUUCAUCCGAUGACGAUAAUUGAAUAAAAUAAUCAUCGAUAAUUCGAUAUUAUGUUAACACUAACAGUUAUUACAAGAAUAAGAUAAGACUAAAAUGCCACGAAAACCGUGUUAUUGGACGCGCAAGCUCGAGUUUGCAUUGGUAGAGUUUGUUCGUCAAAGAGAAUUUAUCUGGAAACCCGUCGGCAACACGAAUCACGAUAUACAAAAAAAGUACAGAGCCUACGCAGAAUUUGCAGCCAGCUUGGGUUCCGAUUUCACAGCACGUUCUGUCAGAGACCGCUGGGUGAAUAUUCGGAGUACCUUUAAUCAUAAUCUUAGAAGGGUUGAUAAAUCUAAGGAGAUAGCACAAUCCUCUGCAGACGUCUAUGUACCAUGUUGGCCAUUGUGGAAGCCAUUGCAGUUCUUGAGAGAUGCUAAUUAUGAUGAUUACCCCAUACAAGAUUUCAAUGAUACAGCAUCCAAAGUUGAAGUAAAAGAAGAACCUUUGCCAGAAUACAAUGCUAUACUUAAUAUAAGGCAAAGAGGUGAAAGAACAAACCGGCCUAGAAGAAAAGCAAUAAAAAAAUUAGAUAACACAAAUGGUUGUAAAAAAGUAUUGGACAGCCUCAUUAAAACAAUGACACCAUUAUUAAAUACAAGUACUAAUAAAUCACAAUACUGGUUUUUCGGUCGCCACAUUACAGAAAGGCUUAAUGCUAUGAGAAAAGUUGAUGCUGAUUGUGCCAGUCAUGAAAUUAUGCGGUUGGUGAAACGCGUUGACACUUGAAAGUCAGAACUUGUCUCUGGUCAGGUCUCUUUAAAUAGUAAGCAAGUAAAAAGUCGUGUGAGCUCUGUGUGUAUUGACACAAGUUUUGUUGUUUGAAAGAAACUGGUCUCAGAGUAAAUCUUUUUGACAGACAGCUUUGUAAUGC